[Torrubiella] hemipterigena is the source of this 4914-nucleotide messenger RNA. Lineage: Eukaryota; Fungi; Ascomycota; Sordariomycetes; Hypocreales; Clavicipitaceae. The record is from the annotation of a GenBank genome assembly.
CCACAGUACAGUGGAUUCAGGUACGAGUACGGGUGGCCGAUCCGCAGCGGACUCGCACUCGGGAAACGCAGCAUCAAGCGGUGACGGCCUUGCUUUUAUCGAUUGGCCCCUCCUUCCAUUGGGUUCCCCCUCCAUAAUAAUUUCAACAGAUUCGCCCGCGAUAAAAGAGCUCUUGUCCCCGAUUCCUUUCCCGCCCCCUUUCUUUCUUUUAUCUUCUUCUCCAUCUGUAUACAAUCAGUAAGCGCUACAAUGUCUGGUCUUCCUCCCGUCUACAUCGUUUCUGCCGCCAGAACCCCCAUCGGUUCGUUCCUUGGCUCUCUCUCUAGCUUGUCUGCUACCGAAUUGGGUUCUGCUGCCAUCAAGGGUGCCGUUGAGCGUGCUGGCAUCAAGCCCGAGGCUGUUGAGGAGGUCUACUUUGGCAAUGUCCUCUCCGCUGGACUUGGCCAGGCCCCUGCUCGCCAGUGCUCCAUGGGCGCUGGUCUUCCCCAGACUACCAUCGCUACUACCGUGAACAAGGUCUGCGCUUCUUCUCUCAAGGCUGUCGUCCUUGGUGCCCAGAACAUCAUGCUCGGCACCUCUGACGUUGUUGUUGCUGGCGGAACCGAGUCCAUGUCCAACACCCCUCACUACCUCCCCAACCUCCGCAACGGCGCCAAGUACGGUGACCAGACUCUCGUCGACGGCGUCCUCAAGGAUGGCUUGACCGACGUUUACAAGAAGGAGCACAUGGGUCUCCAGGCUGAGCUUUGCGCUGUUGAGCACGAAUUCACUCGCGAGGCUCAGGACGAGUACGCCAUCAACUCUUACAAGAAGGCUCAGGCUGCCACUGAGGCUGGUCUGUUCAAGGAGAUCGUCCCCGUUGAGGUCAGCGGCGGCCGCGGCAAGCCCAACGUUACCAUUAACCGCGACGAUGAGGUCAAGAACCUCAACGAGGCCAAGCUCAAGGCCAUGCGCCCUGCCUUCAAGCCUGAUGGCUCUGUUACCGCGCCCAACGCUGCCCCCAUCAACGACGGCGCCGCCGCUGUCGUCCUCAUGUCGGAGGCCAAGGUUAAGGAGCUCGGUGUUAAGCCUAUUGCCAAGAUCCUUGGCUGGGCCGAUGCCGAGCGUGAGCCCGAGCGAUUCACCAUUGCUCCCGCUUCCGCCAUCCCCAAGGCUAUCAAGCACGCCGGCCUCACCGAGAACGAUGUCGACUUGUACGAGAUCAACGAGGCUUUCUCCGUCGUCGCCCUCGCCAACAUGAAGCUCCUCAACCUUCCUGCUGACAAGGUCAACGUCUACGGUGGCUCCGUCGCCAUUGGCCACCCUCUGGGUGCCUCUGGUGCUCGUAUCCUCACCACCCUCACUUCCGUCCUCAAGGAGAAGGGUGCCAAGAUUGGCGUUGCUGGUAUCUGCAAUGGCGGUGGUGGUGCCUCCGCUCUCGUUAUUGAGAACUUGCAAUGACUCGAUAAGGAGAACAGGACGAUACGCGAAUCUAGAAUGUAAAGCAGCUGAUUUUUUUGGUGGAACAUAAAAAAGCACUGUGUUAUGGGAAGACGAAGUACGUCGCCUUCCUCUUAACUUCACUAGUGCCCUUGUAUGGCGUUAUAUAUAAUCAUGACAAAAUCAAAAUACAUAAUAUGACAAAUUGAAUGCACAUUUCACUAUCCAAAUCUUGCAAUGUACUAGGCAGAGAAUUGAUCAUGUCAUUCUUUAAUACCAACAGAAAAGACAUACGCGAAAAAGUAACAAUGUGAGAAAAAAGCAGAAGGAAAGUAUAACACAAAACCAGCGAUAAUAUCAAAAGAAUAAAAGAACACCAACGACGCUCAACAAGAGGUUUUACAGCAAUUUCAGCUCCGAUUUUGCACCUUUAUUCUCCUCCCUUCCCCCCGUGGAACCAUAUAAUAACCGACGGUAAUAGACAAUUGAGCACGUUUGCAACACCAAGUACAAAAAUUAUAAAACAGCCAACUGGAAUACAAACGGAUGGUGUUGAGCAAGCAGCAAAAGCAGAAUGGUCAAGAACUGGGGGCCAAUUUACUCAUCCCGCCACCCACUCUACUCCAUGGCGACAUCCUGCUCAGCAGAAGGGGGUGUAACACCCUCUUCUACCCACUUGCGAAAGUUCGCGUUCUGCUCCUGUACCUCCUCAGGGCUGAGGUCUUUGGUCCAGGCAGGGUUGUGCACCAUCUUCUCGAGGAGCUUGCUCUCGCGCCAGUUCGACAGAGCCUUGGUGAACUUUUCACGGCGCUCUCGCUGCUCCUUAGUCUUGGGCGACUGGUCGUAGAUGAAGUACUCCGAGGUGCCAGGGGUCCAAAUCAUCUUGGAGCUUCGUAGGCAGAUGCUGAUGUUCAGAUUCUCACUGUACGAUAGCGGCUUAGGCAUCGGGUCGUCUUCUGACUCUGCAUCACCAGCUGGUAGGUUUCGUGUCAAGACAACCUUUUGGAGUCUAGAGCGCGGGAUGCCUUCGGUGGGUUCGACGCGGAUGAAAGAAGAGAUGUAGUAUUGCCAGCGCUCCUUCAUCUGCAUUUCGUCCAUAUAGAAGGUGGUAUCGUCGCGCUGUAGCCAACGAAUUGUAGCUUCUGACUUUUGAGGGAACUAGAAUGGACAUUGUUAGUAUAUGGGGAUAUAGGGCCAAAUGAUAGUGGCUUGUUACUUACCCAACAAACAACGAAGAGGUCGCCGUCCUUUACGCACUUCUCUGCAAAUUUUCUCGCGCUGAUCUCGGUCUGGUAGCUGGUCUCUUCCUUAUCGCGGCCAUUCAAGUACUGCUGGAUGAGAUCAGGAGUCUUCUCCUUGGAGUCGGUGCUGCUGCAGGUGAGAGCAAGACGGCACAUGGUCUUGAGGAGAUCCUGGAUGGUGUAGAGCUUCCAUCCAUUGCGGAGAUAGUAAUGACGCAUAACAUCUUGGUAUCUGUUCUCGUCGACGUCGCCGGUAACAUACUCUUCGAUCAACUCAAGAGUCUUGGGCCAGAAGGUGGUAGGGUCGUCGCUCGCAGUGAAGAAUGUCAUUGUGUUCUCAGUGAAACCAAUGUCUCUCGCAGGCUUGGGUUUUUGCAGGCGCUCGAUCUGGGCGGGGACAUCAGCAGAGCUCGCCUUAAUGUCAACCAGUCUCUCGUACAGCACAUGGAAAAUGCUGAAGAAGACAUAAAGAGUCUGGUUGCAGAAGAAGUUGUACCAAGGGCGGCUGAAGAAACCAUCAGCCUUGAGCUCGCCGUCACCAUCAAGAAGAGCUUCAUCGCCAACAACGACGGGCUUCGGCACAGUUGGCAUCCAUCGCUCGUUUGACAUCUCAGCAGCGUCUUCAGAGGCGUCAGCCAUCUCCUCUUCGUUGGCUGAGCCGACGUCAGGCGUCGUUUCCUUACUCUCCGAAGCAACGCUGCCCUCCUUUUGGCCUCUGGGGCGGCUGCCGUUGCGUCCGGGAUCAAGCACCCCUCUAAGGAGAUCUCCCUUCUUGCCAUUGCGGCGACUGCGGCCAUUCGAGAGCUCUGCAGGUGUGGAGUCAUCAGCCUCCUCUUCACCAGAAUCAGGCUGCAUUCUAGGCACCCGCUCCUGGACAGUUUCCUCAGCCAAAUCAAAGAAUGCGGGAACAAAGGUCUCGAAGAAUUCAAGGAUUCUCUCCUUCUCUUGGGUGCUGUGCUGCCCGUUAUGCAUGCUGUAGAGCAUCAUUACGCGGAGAAGAUCAAGAACAACAUCUUUAUCACUAAAGUCCCAGACGAACUGAUGGCGAGAAGCCUUGCCCUUGAGAGCGCGCUCGCGGCGCUGCUCUUCAUGCUUGGUCUUGAUGACAUCAACGAGAUGCUUGGCUGUCAAGUGUCUCUUAUCAGUAGACUUGACAAGGAUACCCAUAUGGUCGAGACUCUUUAGGUGCAUGUUCUCCGUUUGCGCAUGCCAAACCUUCUCCCACUCGCGCUGGGAGAAGCGCCAUUCUUCAUCCUUUUGCUUCAUUCGCGCAAGCAGGACUGGGACAACGUCGAAAGGAUGGCUAUACAUGUCGUUGACAACAUCGAUGCCUCGCUCGCCAUAAAUCUUCUUGCAAAUGCGCUUGAAGAUCGAAGUGCUUUGUCCAGCAAGAGCGGCAGGCAUGUGGAAGUUCUCACGUUCCGCCGGAACCAUGGCGAGCAUUUGCUGCGCAAUGGGCUCAAGCAGCUGAAUGCAUUUGAGGUUGGCUUCAAUAUUAAAGUCGUAAUCAUGACGCUCUUCUUCAAUGCGGUGCAGACCUUCUUCAAACUGGUUCUUGCGAUGCGCAACGAAACCAGAAUCCUCACUAGCCCAAGUAGGAUGCGAGGCCCACUGGUCGUUGAGGACGGAAUUGCACAGCUCAUCACGGCCGCUGCAUGGCUUAAGGCGCUCUCUCUUUGGAAGGAGUCUGUAACUUGGGCCGUAGCCACGGCAGUUGCUAAGAGAGAGUUUGUCGCUGGGAGGUGCUGGCUGGUUGUCAAUGAUGACAUCUUGAGUGUCAACACCAACAAAAGCCUUCCAAAACGUCAUCAAAUCCGGGUUGGCACCAAUGAAGAGGGCUCCUUUGUGGAAGAGAGUGUUUCUGUCAAUAAUGUUCUGGGAGAACAGGUUGCACAGCUUAAGGAACUCGUUCAUAGACGAUCUGUUGCUAAGGAACUUUUUGACCCUCUCAAAGAAGGCAAUUUCGUCCUGUGUAGAUGUCGAUGAAGUCUUUGGUGGGUACGGCUCAGGCAUAACCGGAGUCAAAGUUGGCUCAAUGCUCGAAAGAUCACCAGUGGCCCGAGCAUGGCUAAGCUUGGGGCGCUUGGGGCCGUUCAGACUGGGCUGCGCGAUGCGAGCUGCAGCUGCAGCUUCCAAGAUGGGGGUUCCAGUCGUGCCAGGUUUGUCGCCUCUCUGGCGCUUCUUAUCCUUAGUAGCGCUUGGAGGAGCAAAGCUACCUAGAGGUGGCAUCUUCUGGCCAUCGCGAUUCUGGGCC